UCAGGGAAGAUCAAACUACCUACUGUAGGUUGACCCCUGAGCCUCCGUGCUUCCCCUCAAGGAUACAGGUUGCACCCCAGGGACACCAUCACAGGGGACACCAUGGAUCUAGGAAAGAAGCUCAGCACUCCUAAAGACAUUAUGUUUGAGGAGUUAUCGUUGCUUUCCAACAGAGGCUCCCGACUUUUCAAAAUGCGCCAGAGGAGAUCUGAAAAAUACACAUUUGAAAGUAUCCAAAACGAGGCAAACGCACAGCUAAAUAGUGAUAUUUUAUCCGAGAACAUUCACCCUGUUGAAAUUAAAGUGGACGCACCAGCCGAUGAAAACACUGUUAACCCAGACAGCACAGUUUCAGAUGCGACUCCAGAGAAGAUGCCUAAAUCCUAUCACUCUCCAUGGGAGAUGGCCAUGCUCAGUGAUCCAGACCUCGCUGAAACUCUCAAACUGAGAAUGCCUGAACUGGACCCACGACCAGAUCUCCCUGAGUACAAAUCCUUUAACCGGGUUGCCACUCCGUAUGGUGGCUUUGACAAAGCUCCCAGAGGAAUCACAUUCAAACUCCCUGAGUUGGACCUGAACCCACCAGCAUACCCAGAGCUCCAGGAGCCGGGGAUGAAGCGCCCCACCUUCAACAGGACAGCCCAGGGAUGGAUAUCCGAGGGCACCCAUCUGAUCCUACCCACCAUUACACUUGAGCCCAUCACAGUCCCAGUCCCAGAGUCUGAUGACCUGUAGAGGGUCGUAUCUGACCUGGAAACAUGAUGUUGGCUGAGCAGUCGAUUAGCAGCGCAGUUACAGUUUCCCAUGCAAUGGACAACAAAAUGUGUCACGCAUCUAUUCUGCAGUUGGCCAGUAUGUUUGCUGUACACUGAAAAAAAAAAAAAACUGUAUCCAAACAAAAUUAUGUAAAUAACAAAAGGAAUGUGCUACAUAUAACUCAAGAGUUUCCACUGACACUGACAAAAAACUGUAAAUUUUAUAAAUGUUCAAAUGAAUUGAUGAAUAUGUGAUGUAAAUAAAGACAACUUAUCUAUUGAUGUCACACAAUCAAAACUGGAACAUACAAUAAGUUAUACUUAGUAGUAGUACUUCAAUUAUAUCCACAGUAAAGAAUAAUAUUACAGAAAAACACACAAAUAGACAGAUUGUAUGUUCAUUGCUAUUUAUUUAUCAUCAUAUAUAAAGAUCUAAUCUAAAUAAAAAUUGUGUUAGACUAAGAAAUAUGAAAAUAAAAUAAAAGUGAGAGCUCUGUUUUAUGUGCAGGUCCUGCAUCCUCCACAGAGGCUUUAUUGUUGAGUGUUGAAAAGAAGAAGAGAUAAUUUCGCACUGAAACUAUGAAACAUUUCAUCUCAAGAAAAUAAGAGAGGUCACAUCACUCGAGAGGGAAGAUGAAGGAUCCUGGGCUUACAGGCAUAUUCAUGGACUUCAAAAGACUUUAUAUGCAAAUAUACAGUAUUUCACAAACAUAAUCAUACUCUACACAGAUUAAUACAAAAUGGAUACAGUCACACCUGCCUUGUCUAGAGUGGAAUAACACGAAAGAUAUAAAAUAAAUGUUUGCUUUGUUGUUUCUGGUCGAUGAACUGAAAAGUUGUAACUUUACACUUUCUCAACUACAGUGGAAAUAUUGUGUAUAAGUACACUGAAUGUCUGUGAGUGAUGUUGAUGCUUUCUGUGUUUCUGGAGAGUUGAAGCUGCUUGAUUUUACUCCUCUGUACUUUCAUGUAUUUAACUUCUAAUACAG
Messenger RNA from Thunnus maccoyii (southern bluefin tuna), 1744 nucleotides. It is a transcript of the gene myoz2b, whose product is annotated as myozenin 2b. Gene Ontology annotation, cellular component: actin cytoskeleton; Z disc. Bases 103 to 735 code for a protein of 210 amino acids. The transcript is spliced from 5 exons. Gene Ontology annotation, molecular function: actin binding; FATZ binding; telethonin binding. The record is from RefSeq and is a predicted model, not a curated record. Lineage: Eukaryota; Metazoa; Chordata; Actinopteri; Scombriformes; Scombridae.